AUGUCCGAUCUCUAUCGUACCGCAAUACAGGCUCGGUUCGCCAAGGCUCCUCAGCUCCCUCCACUGCCUGGAGAAGAUGAGGAAGAGGACGAGGGAGGAGACUCUGUGGGAUCUUUGCCCACCGGGAUGGGUCCACCAGCAGCCCCCUUUCGUACACCCAGAACCACCCGCAAGAAUGCCCCAAACCCCUCCUAUUCCCCCAUCUCCGCAUCUAGCUUCUUUGAGCAGGCAAUGCAGGUUUCAGUGCCGGAGUCUGAUCUCGACUUCCGUGUAUACUACACAGCACCGAAGUUCGAGGACGGCACGGUCAUGAUCUGCCAUCAUGGAGCGGGCUAUUCUGGACUCUCUUUUGCGUGCACGGCAAAAGAGGUCACGGACAUGAGCAAGGGCGAAUGCGGUGUUCUGUCGUAUGAUUGCCGUGGGCACGGGAAGACGAAGCACAUAUCAAGCCCGAACAUUUCUGAGCAGGAAAACCUAGACGUCGAGGUUCUAACUUCGGACUUCGUGAAUCUCAUACGAGUGGUAUUCCCGGACGUCGAGAAAGCACCAUCGCUACUCCUCGUCGGUCACAGUCUCGGUGGGUCUGUGUGCGUACGCGCUUGCCCGAUCCUACAGCAACAUAAGUACCGGAUCACAGGAGUGGCCGUGAUCGACGUCGUAGAAGAGUUCACGCUAGAGGCGCUGCCGCUAAUGCACAGUCUUCUCAACGCACGUCCCGAUGGUUUCGAUAGCCCCGAAGAAGCGAUCGAGUGGCACGUUACCACGCACACGAUCCGGAACCCGACCUCAGCUAGAGUUUCCGUUCCCGGUAUCAUCGUACCCGCACCUGACGGUUCCCCAGCAAGCGCCCCCGCGUACGUCUGGCGAACACCGUUGCGUUCCACCGCCCCCUACUGGACAAGUUGGUUCACUGGCCUGUCGAGCAAGUUCUUAGCCUCGCGUACCGCGCGUCUCUUAAUUUUGGCGGGGACGGAGCGCCUGGACAAAGAAUUGAUGAUUGGACAGAUGCAAGGCAAGUUCCAGCUAGUCGUGAUACCAAACGUUGGACAUAUGGUGCAUGAGGAUGACCCUACACGGAUGGCCGAGACUCUCGUUGAGUUCUGGAGGCGGAACGAGCGUGUCGUGGUCGGCGUCAAGAAGGUUGGCGAGUUGUAGUUCGGACAUGUAGCGUACGGUGCACACGGGAUGCGGAACAGUAGGCGCUAUCGUUUGUACAACACAUCAUCGGAUGCACAUCUUGUAAAUAUUGUGUAUUGUUUGAAUUCUGAGCUCAACAUUUCC
Dichomitus squalens LYAD-421 SS1 is the source of this 1281-nucleotide messenger RNA. Its product is annotated as protein phosphatase methylesterase. The record is from RefSeq and is a predicted model, not a curated record. Gene Ontology annotation, molecular function: protein methylesterase activity. Bases 1 to 1155 code for a protein of 384 amino acids. Gene Ontology annotation, biological process: protein demethylation. NCBI's taxonomy places the organism in Eukaryota, Fungi, Basidiomycota, Agaricomycetes, Polyporales, Polyporaceae. The transcript has 8 exons.